GCCCAUGGAGACUCUUCGUCAGGAGAAUGCGCAAUGACGACCUUCGGACCGUUGCUGAACAGUACCGUACUUUGAAGGCCGACCCCGAGAGCGAUGAGUUCCAGGACCUUCUGCGAGAGUGCGCCGAAGCAACCGAGCGAGCACGCAAUGGCGAACUAGCUUUUGGAGCUUCUUUGAAGGACAUUGCAAGGCGGAACAUGACUAGGGUGGCUCUGUCAUGCGCCAAGGAGUUGUCGGAGGAGGGGAGCUCUCGGCUGGAAGAGGUGUGCUUGGCCAUGGGCACCCCUGAGUCCGCCAACAAGGUACUGGGUGCAAUCCGGCGCCGCUCGAACGCAGCAGAGCGCCAGGCCGAGCGUGCUGAUCAAGCCGCAGUUGCCAGGUACGCGAAGGAGUUCACCGAUGUUGCCAUUGCAGACAUUGAUCGUGCUUCCCCUGGUUUGAGCGGCACUCCUUGGACCUUUGUUGCACGAGCGCCCGUGUGGGGAGGCGUGCGUAUUCUCGAGACCAACCCAGCGGCCAUUAGAGACGCUGCUGCGCACGUCUUCCAGCAUCGGAAAGACGCAGGCCAUAAGACGAACUUUGGCGCAGUAGGGCAGAAGUUCUGGGAACGCCUUCAUCGGCUCAUCGGCGACGCAGAGCCCAUGGGGCCGACUGCGUCAUCAGAUAGAGAGGCACCGUCCAUAUGUGAAAAGGUUGGCAUCUGCUUGCACACCAAGGCGGGCCAGGAGUUGUUCAGGUUGCGGAACAAGCUCCUGAGGUCUAUGAAGGAGGAGUUCCCAGUUUGGGAGCCUGUCAAGCGUGGCCUUUUGAAGGAGGGGCACAUUGUCAUCCGCCUGAUGCACGUGCCCGACGUGGAGGACGAGGGCGAGCAGAUUGCGUUGUCUGAUCUCUGGGGCUUGAGGCCGCGGUGGUUCCAUAUCUGCGACAUGUCGCUGAACCCUUGCGAGCCCACGCUCUCGGAGCUCGUUGAGCCGAACGAGGAGGAGUUCGUCGCCGCGGCCCCGCUUGCAGACGAGGUGGCGCUGAAG
Messenger RNA from Prorocentrum cordatum, 1028 nucleotides. NCBI's taxonomy places the organism in Eukaryota, Dinophyceae, Prorocentrales, Prorocentraceae. The record is from the annotation of a GenBank genome assembly.